Diorhabda sublineata is the source of this 3966-nucleotide messenger RNA. RefSeq lists its product as uncharacterized. Bases 215 to 3721 code for a protein of 1168 amino acids. The record is from RefSeq and is a predicted model, not a curated record. The transcript is spliced from 3 exons. Lineage: Eukaryota; Metazoa; Arthropoda; Insecta; Coleoptera; Chrysomelidae.
AUAUUUUUCUAUGAUCAAAACAAUAAAAAUUUGAGAGUAACAAUUAUUUUUUAUAAUUAUGUAUUCGUUAAUAAUAACUUGUUUACUAGAAAUAGAGCAGCCUUCAUCCAUUUUAGUGCUAAGUUAUAUUUCUAAAGAUAAUAUGAAUGUUUAAAAUAUUUCUUACUGUAAGUUAAAUUAAGUGAAAAGUUUUGAACCAUACAGAUUUUCCAUUAUGGAGAUACUUACUCCCGCCGAUUUUGUAAAUGAAUUUCAUAAUCUAAAUGGAGUUGUAAUAAGUGAACGUAAAAAGAAUUUUUUCAUCCUUCUUAACAGAGCUUCUCAAAAUUUCUCUUCUGAUGAUGUUGAUAGUGCCAUAAAAAAUCUCCAGCCCACAACUUACCAAGAAAAAUUGUUUUUUGUCAAAACGUUGAUUUAUUUUAAAAAAAUUGAGCCAUUGCUUGAAGUAUUGAAAAAAUGCAAUAGGGAGCAUAUAAAAAUGGUUGUUAAGCAAAAAUGGUUCAUUCAAGAAGCUUUUAGAGACAUUACAUCUGCUUCAUUAGUAAAUGAGUUCUUCCCCUGGGUUUCUUAUAGUACGUGUUUGAAACUAUUGGGAAGGAUCCCAAAUUAUUGGACUGAAGAAAAGAAUGACGAGUUGUUCGACUACAUCCAGAAAAGGUAUGGUUUCUCUUAUGCACUGAAGAUUCUUCAUACAUGCUCUUCAUCGAAAAUUGAAACGCAUUUGAAGGAAGAAUCGCCACUACUAACAACGAAUCAACUUAUUUCUUUACUAAAUAGAAACGAGGAAUUAUUUAAAUUGUAUAUCAAUCAACGUUACAGUGUUAACAACCCGUACGUUGACCAAAAAGUCCUUAAUAUUUUAGCCAAUAAAUCGGUUGAUCUUUUAUUAGAAUUAAUGGAUAAUAAAUUGAUAGAUUUAAAAAUUUUGAGUACGUCAGCAAGUGUUAGGUUGUUGAAUAUAUCGAAGCAAAAAUUAUACGAAGAUCCAAAUUUUUUCAAAAUUUUUAAUAUCAGAUCGUUAGUGAAGCAUCUCGGAUCUGAUUUCAAAACAUUCCUGCAACACAAAUUUUCUCAAAAUAUAGAUAAAUUCACUUCACAAUCUAUUUACUCGAAUUUGUUCAAACGGUACCCGAAAAGUUCAAGAUGGUCUUUAUUUAUCGAAGUAUAUCACAAGGUUUAUAAUAAAAAUAUCGAGGAGUUUUUGAAAACUACCGAUACAUUCGUUAUCACGUUGAAUCCUGAUAAAAAAACAAUUUCCCAAUGGGCAGGAUACAAAUAUGAAUCUACCAAAGAGGAUAUUUACUUGAAGUAUUUCCCACCGUUGGCAUCGAUACCGAUUAUCAAAGGAAAAAUCGAUGUUACAUCGGAUGCUAGGAAAAGAGAAGAAAUGAUUAAACUGUUGAUAUCUUCUUGUGCCGUAAAUGGAGAUUUAGAAUCGUUAGAUGAAGUUUUGGAAUAUAUAAACGAAAGGCAUAAAAAUGAAGAUCCUAAUGCUCAUAGAAGAUUAGUAGAAUUUUUUUUAAACGAAUUUAAAACAAUCGGAUUUACGAAAAAUCAAUUGGAUUUCGUCCACGAGCAAAUUAUUUUCAUAAAAACGCAAGGUUUAAUCGAUUUUUUUUAUUACGAACAUUUUUUUGUGGUAAUUUUAAAAUAUUCAUACGAAAACCAUAAGGAUUUGUUUAAUAAAUUAUUACUCGAAUAUUUAAGAGACUUGUAUACUUCCAAAAUAUGGUAUUACGGUAAUAAUCAGAUUCAUUUCGGUGAAUUUAAACGUGAAAUUUUGAUCGAAAUGUGUAAAAUAUUUCCUCAAGUUGUGGUGUCGAAAAACGAUUAUUUUUUGGAAUUUACUCGAAUUUUCGUUGAAAUUAUAGUACAGUUAUCCACUAUCAACAUUCUGGAAUACCCGGUAUUCGUAUCGGCGAUACAAGAGGCUUGUAACAAAUCAGAUUUGAGUUACAACGACGUGAUCCUAGUUUCUCUCGGUAUACAAUAUAAUACGAAUUUUCCUCGAUUAACUUUCCUGGAUGAAACUACGAUAUUUAAUUAUUUAUCAUUGGUGAACAAACGGGAGCAAUUCGUUUUUUUUAAGGAUUUUUUUAAACGGAUAGUUACGAAGGGGCAACUUACCGAAUUGGAGUUGAAAAUAGUGUCGUUCGUAUUGGAAAACGUGGAUACAUCUGUGGUGGGAAAUUUAGAACCCAUACUGAAGAAUUAUCCUCUUUUACUUUUACCGAAUAUCGAAAAAAAUUGGAAAAAUAUUAAUUUGGAUUAUUUGAUUAAAAUUAUUAAACAUUAUACCCACAUCGGUAUGGAUAGAAUAUUGUGUGACUACUUAAUAAAUAAUUGGUUGGAAGCUGAUUUACCUACACAGAAAGAUGCGGUUAAAAUUUUAUUAAAAUUAUUACCCGAAGAAGAUUUUAUAAAAUUUUUUGAAAAAAAUAUAAACGUAUUAACUUCAGUUCCGGAUUUAACCACCGAAGAAAUAAAAUCUCAUAAAAUACAAUGUCAACUUGCUGGGGAUUUUAAAAACGUUUCGGAACCUCUUAAAUAUCUUCCUUUGUUACAAAAAUAUUGUACACAGGAUUAUAUAAAAUUUGCCUUACCUUCCUUAUACAGUUUCUUCUCUAGAUUAGCAGAAAAAAAUAUUUAUUCUUAUAUAGAAUUUCUAAUACAAGACGUUCUAUUAAAAAAAUACAUAAUUUAUUUUAGUUGCCAAUUUUUAAAAAUAGAUUUUGUUAUAAAUUUACUUCGAAAUGUAGUACCGGAUGAUUAUAACGUUUUAAACACCCUGUGUAUAGUAACUCUAAUUUAUUUUAUAAAUACUCGUGAUGAGGAAUUGUUUAAAUUGUUUAUAAAAUAUGUAACAAUGAUUGAUAUUUAUGAUAAAAAAUUAUUUGCUAAAUUAAUUAAACGUGCACCUCCAAAAAUGUUUAUAUCUGAGUAUAUCGAGGUAUGUUGGAGAAAAAUUGAAGAUAUUAAUACCGACGAUGAUAAAGUUAAUAAAUUAUUAGAUAAUUUGUUAAAACAUACAUUCGAUAAAAAUGUUAUAACUCGUUUAACAACCUCAUUUAUUACUGAUAUUAUUUCUCGUUAUUUACCAAUAGAAAGUGUUGAUCGUUUAUCUAAUAUACAAAAAUUUACUAUUUUAUGUUUAAUAUACAGGGAAUCUGAAAAAAGUUCCAAUUAUAAGUUGACUUUUGACAUUCUAUCUAGAUUGAAAAUGAAAAGUAUUAAUAAUUUUUGUCAAACAGCCAUCGAUUUAUACUACACAAAUGUAGAUUCAGAAUUUAUCGAUGAUUUUAUAAAACAUUGGGUAGAGAAAUUUUCUUUAGCGGAAACUUUAAACGAACACAUAACCUUAAAAUUAUUUCGAAAAUUUUUGAAUCCAAUCGACGAAACUAAAGCAGAAAACAUUAUAAAUUACUUAAACGAAUUGAUAGAUGAACUAGGAAUGCACAUUUUCGAAAUUUUUAUCGAUAAUUUACGAAAAUAUUUGAAUGAUUUAAACGAGGUCUCGAAAUAUAAUCUUUUGUAUUUGAUGUUGGGUUAUAAAAUGUCUGCAAUAACAUGCGUAUUGGUACUUAAAUUAUUGAAACCUGUUGAUCAGGGGUUGAGUGAAGAUGCAAAACCGAUUCAUGCCAAGAUAAUGGAGAAAAUCAAGACUUUCGAAGAACCUAUAGUUACAGCUUAUUAUGAAAUGUAUUUACAUAAUUUGCAUUAAUAAUUGCUUCACUUUAAAAUUAAAAUGUUUUCAAUAAAUAUGAAUGUUUUAAGGCAUUUGCCUAGUACAGCCAUUCAAGCUUAAAAUCGACCGAAACCUCUUCCAAUCUGACUUGGUCGCAAAGUAUGCUUUUUAUUUUUAAAGGGUGAAAAUCACCCCUUACUCCAAUAAAUAAAACUAAUGAAUUAAAUAAAGCGGUAAUGGGCUAUAGUUAUGUACAAAUAUAAUAAAUAUUGAUUGUUUUG